CAAGCGUUGGCAGUUGAAUUUUAGGCGUUGCCCGAUUCGAACCAGCCAGUGCUGAGUAGCUUAAAAAGUGUUGUUUUUAAUUAUUGGAAAUAUACAACAACAAAAAUUGUUAUUUUGUCGCUAUUUAUUCAGUUGACCCCGGUUUGGUUUGUCAUUUGUUGUUUUCAUUUUUCUUCUUUGUUAUUCGGUUAUACGGUGGUGCAUCUGCGCGCUAUCUUUGUGUGCAGUUCGUUGGAAGAACAAAGUUUUACACAUCAGCAUAAAGUUUUCUUUACAAAAACAACGAAAUUAUUAUGAGUCAACACGUUGUGUUCGGUGUGUUCUUGGUGUUGAUCGCAGCUGCCAAUGCGCUGAAGGUACCGGUCACCAUCUACUAUGAAUCACUCUGCCCAGACAGUGCCAAGUUCGUAACGGAGCAAGUCUUUCCAGUCGUGAAGGGCGAACUGCGCGACUACGUCGACAUCAACUGGGUGCCUUAUGGCAAGUCGCAUUUCACCACACAAGGUGCCGAAGUGAUUUUCGAUUGUCAUCACGGUCCAAAUGAGUGCUACGGCAAUAAAGUGCAUGCCUGCGCCAUCGAGCACAUACAGGCCAACUCGUACCAAAUCGAAUUCACUCGGGAAUCAUUGACUUUGGACUUCAUCAACUGCAUGAUGAAGGCGGGCAAGAAUUUCGAUGACAAUGUAUAUCCGGGUGCACGUUGCGCACGUGAAAAUCACAUUAGCGCCUGGGAAAAUAUCCAGCACUGCGCCAACUCAACUGAAGGCAGUAUUUUACUAAAGAAACAAGGCGAGGCUACCAAUGCGUUCCAAAAUCCAUUGACAAGUGUUCCAACUGUUGUCUUCAAGCAGCAAUAUAAUGCCAAGGAGAACGAUCAAGCCAUGUCCAGCUUCCUGAACGUUGUCUGCAAGUACAUUCCUCAGCCACAACCGAAGGUGUGUGCUGCGCUCAACUCGGCCGUGGCCACUGCGGUUACACCUCUCUUAGCUUUACUGGCCUAUUUGUUGGUGCGUUUGAUCUAAGUUAUUACUAAAACCCAGUUUACAAAGCCGCUACUGCAGGCGGGUACCACCAUUCAGCUUCCAAAUUACAAUAAAUAGCGUUGAAGUAUCAUUUUCGUAAAUUGUUUUAAUUUUUUUUAUUCUAACACAAACCAAGCCGUCCAGGUAUUGUGAUUCCGAAAAAUCUACAUAUAUAUAUUACAAGUUAUGUAUAUUUUUUAUAUAUAAAAUAUAUAUGCAUGUGCAAUGGUUAAUUAGAACGGAUAUGUAUUUAUCUGUAUAGUAGAAUGUGCUUAUAGAAAAAAGUUUAACUGUAAAUCAUGAAUUAUAAUCACAUUUGUUAAAUAUUUAAUUAAUAAAUACAUACAUGUAUAUAUAUAUA
Messenger RNA from Zeugodacus cucurbitae (melon fly), 1383 nucleotides. It is a transcript of the gene GILT1, whose product is annotated as GILT-like protein 1. NCBI's taxonomy places the organism in Eukaryota, Metazoa, Arthropoda, Insecta, Diptera, Tephritidae. The transcript is spliced from 5 exons. The coding region runs from base 294 to 1022 and encodes 242 amino acids. The record is from RefSeq and is a predicted model, not a curated record. Gene Ontology annotation, molecular function: oxidoreductase activity, acting on a sulfur group of donors, disulfide as acceptor.